This is a messenger RNA of Penicillium canescens, 1152 nucleotides long. Its product is annotated as Nascent polypeptide-associated complex NAC. Bases 1 to 1152 code for a protein of 383 amino acids. The record is from RefSeq and is a predicted model, not a curated record. Lineage: Eukaryota; Fungi; Ascomycota; Eurotiomycetes; Eurotiales; Aspergillaceae. The transcript is spliced from 7 exons. Gene Ontology annotation, cellular component: nascent polypeptide-associated complex; cytosol.
AUGGGCCGCAUCGUUGUAACUGGCGGCUCAGGCAAAGCCGGCCAAUUCAUCAUCGCCGAGCUCCUCUCCAACGGCCACACAGUCCUCAACCUAGACAUCAGCCUAAUGGGCCACCCAGAAGUCUACAUCCUGAAAACCGACCUAGCAGAUAGCGGCCAAGUCUUCAACGCCCUAUCCGGCCAAUGGUCCCGGCAAGGGCCCUUUUCGGAAGGCCUCCCCCCACGUCCAGACGCCCCUACAAGCUGGGCAUCACAAGAUCAUCCUAGCAAACAGCGUAACCGCCUAUGGCGUCUCGUUCGCGCAGGGCGACACCAAUUCCCUUCGUUCGAGAUCCACGAGGAUCUGGACGUCAACCCGACGGAUACGUACGCCAUUGCGAAACUAUGCAAUGAGCACAUUGCGCGUGGCUUUGCCGCGCGUUUUGGGGCUGGUAUCUACAGUCUGCGGAUUGGCCGUGUUAUCGAGCCAGAUGAGUACAAUGAUCAGAUAUUUUCCAGCUAUGUGCAUGAGCCCAACCUGUGGAAGGUGCAUGAUAGUCUCGCAUUAGCGAAGCGAUUUUGCCCAAACUCCCCACACAAAACUCUCGGAGCAUCAUCCAUCGUUCCGCUUCCUCUUCCCAUCUCCCCCUCUCACAUCCACCUUUUAUUACCGGCGAUCACCCCUCACCCGACAUCAUGGAUCAGGCAAAGUUGGCUAGAAUGCAGGCGAGCGUGCGCAUUGCUAACUGCAUCCUCGAUAGGAGGCAAGGGUACUCCCCGCCGCAAGGUCAAGAAGGUCGUCCGCAACUCCGGCGCCGAUGACAAGAAGCUCCAGGCCGCUCUCAAGAAGCUGAACGUCCAGCCCAUCCAGGGCAUUGAGGAGGUCAACAUGUUCAAGGAGGACGGCAACGUCAUCCACUUCGCCAACCCCCGUGUCCACGGCGCUGUCCCCUCUAACACCUUCGCCCUCUACGGCAACGGCGAGGAGAAGGAGCUCACCGAGCUCGUCCCCAACAUCCUCAACCAGCUCGGCCCCGACUCCCUCGCUUCCCUGCGCAAGCUCGCCGAGAGCUACCAGAACAUGCAGAAGCAGCAGGGUGAUAAGAAGGACGACGAGGAGGAUGAUAUCCCCGACCUUGUUGAGGGCGAGAACUUCGAGAACAAGGUUGAAUAA